ACCAGCCAGUGAUCACGUUCAAACCGAGUACUCUGCGCAAUGCGGAUCGCUCUUGAAUUUUGUGCGCCAAAGCAGCGAAAUUUUGAAUAGUUCGAUGUAAACAAUUACGCGCAACGAAUAAAUAUAUUUUUAUGUUUUAAAAUAUUGGUGCAGUCUUGAGGUUUGCGUGAAAAAAUGAUUAUGAGUUUAUGAUGACAAUGAAAUCGACUUUGAUUAUUUUGUGUUUUGUGCUAAGGACCAUUCACGCUGACUUGGAUCUCUUAGAUUCAGAUGUUGAAAAUGAAUGUACAAAACAUUGCCCAGUCCAGAAUUCAACGGAUUUGGAACAUUACGACUACACCUGCGAUGUCAAGUGUAACGAGGAACAGUGUAUUAAGGGAUGCCGAUUGUGGAAAGAUGCUUUGGGUUCGACGUGUCCUAAAGUUUGUAACGGCUUCACCAACAGGAUAAAAACAAAGGACUAUUAUUGCGUAACUGGUUGCAACUCCGCCAUAUCAACUUAUUUCACCCUUCUAUCUAAGCAUUUAGGACCUCCACCACCUCCAGCUCUGGUAGCUGACUCCCUGAAUUCAACCUCCCUGAAAUUACAAUGGAUAUUCCCUGCUGGAAGGAGGAAAGGCUUAACUUGCUAUAUCCAGUGGCAAUACGAAGAGAGAUCGGAAAAUUGGCAGAACUGCCCGAAUGUAACCUGGAAUGAAGAGGGUACUAUUGCGUUUGUCGACAACUUAAGACCAUAUACAAAAUAUAAGUUUCGGGUAGCUCUGAUUCCCAUAUUCCACGGCCAGCCGAUCCUCUCUUCGUCCAGCGUGCACAUCAGCACCCUUCCGUCAGGUUUACCAGAGUCCAGACCGAUUAUUGUACGACAUUCAGCGGUAGAUUACACUAGGAUAAGCGUUCGCUGGGAACCUGGCCCUUUCCCGCAUGGACCCAUCCUCUCAUACGUUUUACAGAUCACCGAUAACAAUCAGGUUCAUUCAGAAGUCAAGGACUUACCACCGUAUACAAAUUAUUUCGUCUUUAGAAAUCUAUCGCCAAAUACCAAUUACAAUGUUUCAAUAAGUAUGAGAAACAAUGUUGGCAAAGGACCUUCUGCUCAAGUGACUAUUUCAACGCCACCUGAGCCUUCUGCAAGGCUAUCGAAGAAGCCCAUUCUCAUAUUAGGUGCUGAACAUAGUGUGAUCAAACAAGGAGCUCACAUUCUCGACGAACCUGUCAUUCUAUAUGAAACAGAGAAAGAGAUUAAAGGUUUGGCUGUUCACACCACCAAAAAAUUGCUCUUUGUGUCAGAGUCGGAUGGACAUGUGGCUAAAAUGUCAAUGGAAACAAAUGUUACAACGUACAUUCUCACCCCAGACCAAAUUAAUUUUAUUCCUUUGGAUCUAUCUGUUGACUGGCUCAAUGAUCAGAUCUACCUACUGGGUGAAGUCAAACAUAAAAAAAUGUAUCAAAUAGCUCGUUGUAAUCUUGAUGGAAGUGGUUUGACUGUGGCAAUUGCUGGUCUUCUAUUCAAGCCCCAUUGCAUGGAGGUGGAUUCCUAUAAUGGAUACUUAUUUUGGGCUAUAAAAGGUAGCUUGAAAGGAGGAAUUUACAGACUAGAUCUUGCUGACAUUAGCAACGGUAUUAGGCACGAUGUCAAGCCAGAAGUAAUACUCAAAGACGAUAACUUGGGAGCUUUCACCUUAGAUCACACAAAUUUCAGUAUUCUGGUAGCGAGGCAAAAGGAUAAUACAAUUCAUUCAAUAUCACUCGAUGGAAAAGAAGUGUUUGAUAUGAGACCCAAUGUAAUCAACUCGAAAAUGCUGAAGGUAGUAUCUUUGGCUACAGCCAACAAAAUAUUUUACUGGACGGAUGGUGAAUAUAUAUUCUAUGAAGAAUACAGGAAUGUCUACUACCAUAAUUCGUAUCCAGAUUUAUCGCCAAGAAAAUACCAUAAGGUCAUUGUUAAUUUGGACAGUUCGCAGCCUAUACCAAUUCCUGUAAAUCCUCCAAGAAACUUGCAGGCGAUGUUUGGGAACCACUUCGCCAAAAUUGAUUGGGAUGCUCCUCAUUUGUUGGAUGGCCAGGGUCGUGGUGCUUGGCAAAAUUGGUCAUACGAAAUAUCAUUAAAAAAUACAUUAACGAAUGAAAUGACCAUCAUCAAAGAAAUCAAUGGAAGCUCAUGCACUGUGCAAAGUCUGGCUGAAAACUCGAAAUAUAUGAUAAGAACGGCAGCUUAUACCACGUAUGGACGAGGUCCAUGGUCUAGAGAGUUUACCGGUGCUACAUUAUUGAAUAAAAAAGAAGAACCUUUUAUACUAUGGGCUGCUAACGAAGGGUUGCUAGUAUCAGAUCCAAUUGGCCAGAAUGUUAAAACGCUUAUACAUGCCAACGAAAUGAAACAUUUUUUUAUAGCAGACAUAGCUUGGUAUAAACAGAACAUAUACCUUGUAACGAACAAUUCACAAGUAUACUGGUACAAUACGAGUUCGAAUGAACUGAAGAAACUCAUUGAUUCAGUUGGCAGUAUUGGUAUUGACUGGAUAGGAAAAAAAUUAUAUUGGUCCAAUCCCAAACAGCAAAUGAUGAUCAGAGGAAAUCUGAAUGGUACCCAACAAGAGCCACUGAGUAUCUCAGCUGUGGCUAAAGAACUUGAAAUUGAUUCAGUAAAAGCUUACAUUUAUUGGUCAACUGGUUACGCUGUUGAAUGCGCUCAUCUCAACGGGGUGGAUAAAAUAGAUUAUAGGAAAGCCAAAUUCUUCUCUGGCAAACAAGUUAUGGGUUUAACACUCGACAUGGACCACAAAAACCUGUAUUGGAUUGUAAGGGGUUCUGAAGGAUCCAACUUAUUCAAAGCACCAAUGGCUGGAUAUAUCGAUACAAAACAUAUUACGGUUGAAAAAGUUGCCAACUUACGGAAUCCUCUCGAAGGGCCCUUAUCCUACUUUCACAAUAGGCUUCUUUGGCUACAAGAUGAUAAAACUGCCGUUGUUAGUGACCUCUUGGGCCAAAACAUUGCCACACUUAGAGAGUCAGCAAUUACAGAUUUAACAACAGUUUAUGUUGUAGACCCAACAUUGCACAACCUGCCAGAAUCAGAUUCGAUAAAAAUAGAAGAUAUUGUAGUUAUCCCAAACAUCGUGCAAAGAAAUUCUAUCAAAGUAUUUGGAAAUUCUGAUUCAUUCAAUGUUUCUUGGUAUCCAGUGACCAAUGUUAAUUACGGAACAGUUUUUUAUGAAGUACAAAUAGAUAACUUAUCUCGCAACAACUCCACUAUAAUCACCACGCAUCCAUCUAUCAAAUACUGGCAGAAGGUGACUCCUUACACAAAACUAAACAUGUCCAUAAGAGCCUUCACUUAUUGGGGAACAUCACCAGAAAUGAAAGCUAACAUAUUUUCACCUCCCUCAACACCGUCUGAACCUAUAAAUGUAAGAAGUUUCGUUCAAAACAUGAUCGACAACGAGAACAACGUCACAAUAAGGUUCAGAUGGGAUGUGCCAUUAUAUCCAAAUGGAAUAAUACAAGGGUAUAGAGUUUUCUGCUGGUACUACCAUCAAGAUUCAAAAUUCGAUUUAUGCAAGAGAGUCAUCAAGCGACCUGACGAGAUGGAGCACAUUGUCCACAAUCUGAACAAAAAGGAAAUUUAUUACUUCGAGGUCAGAGCUUUCACGAAUAUUGGCGAUGGUAAAAUGUCCGAAACCCUUCUGGUGGACUCCAAGGAGGAAUUUCCCUUACCAACCUUACUAAUAGCAUCACCAGAUUCUAUUUUCGUUCAAGAUAUCGAUGCUAAUCAAAAUUAUUCCCUUCUACAUGGGCUUAGUUCUCCUUCAGAAAUGGGUUAUUUGAUGAAGGAGAACAAAAUAUUCUGGAUUAACGAGAUGAAAGAGCUGUAUAUGUACACUACGACAACCUUCAACAAGACGAAAGUUCUUGAUAUUAGAGGAAACGCAACAGGAUUAACUGUUGAUUGGCUAGAAAGGAGUGUUUAUUUUGUUGUGAGCUUAGGGGAAUACUCUCUGAUUAAUAAAAUAGAUUUGAAUCUUUACGAGAAAGGAUUGCUCCAGCCAGUAGAGCCUGUAGAGGUGAUGAGAAGACCUUUCAAUAUAUCAAAGUUGGAGAUCUCUCCGUUCACAAGAAAACUUUACUGGAUAGAGGUGGAAGAUAAAACUUAUUACAGAUUAAUGGAGAGCGACAUCGAUGGCAAUAACAUUAUUCAAUUUUUCUCAAGGUUUGAGAGAACUAAAAGAUUCAUCAACGAUGAUUCGAAAGAAGACUGCAAUUGUCCUUUGAAUCCUUCAAUUGAGAGUUCGUUCUCUAUUGACCAUUCGAACAUUACUCAAAAACCUUUAUUCACUUUCAUUGACCACAAUUCAAAGAACAUUUUAUCAGCAGAUAAAGAUGGUUGCCGAUGUGAUAUAAUCGCAAAUCAUUCGACUGUAGGUAAUUAUCUACCUGUACAAAAAAUAAAAUCUGAUUUUGGAUCUUUGUACUGGACAAACCAAGAACGAGGAAACCUAUAUGUCUUGAGGCGUCAGAAAGAACCAUCUGUCGUGUCCAGAGAAGUGAGAGCUUUAGAUAUAUCGAUUUUUGGUCAUCAUAUCCAACCACACCCGAUCAGAGAUUGCCUAGCACCUAAACAGAAUAAGGAAUCCAUUGUUAUUCUUAGAAGAAGAAAAUCUUCAUCAUUACAAUUAAUACUUCCAGAUCAUCAAAUUCAUGCAAAUUGUUCGUCUUUUUCACUAGCCACAGUUCAGUACACAUUAUGCUACAGUGAGGACACCAAAAAUUGCGAUGCUUGCGUUGGAGAGUGUCAGAAAAUCAACACUUUUGACAAAGAGCUAGAAAUAAAGAACUUGGAGCCUUAUACUAAAUAUAAAAUAUGGGUAUCGUAUGGAAAUCAUUUCACCAAGCUGGAAGACAGAGUUGUGGGGCCGAAGAUAGUCCUCCAAACAGCUCCAGGAGCUCCAUCCAAACCUCUCAACGUGACUGCAACAGUUUUGAAUCCAACAUUGGCCGAAGUUACAUGGAUGCCCCCACUCAAACUGAAUGGCGAAACAGUAUUCUAUGAGAUCCAUUGGCAAACAGAAGGCACAAGAUCAGGUGUAAGGAAAAAGGAAGAGCAACCCGUUCAAGAACAUCAAACCUUAGAGAACACGAAAAAAACAUUCAAAUCCUUCUUACACAAACUAUCUCCCAAUGAAACCUACACGGUAUGGGUCAGAGCCUACUGUGAAACCAACGCAACAUCCAAUGAUAGUGAAAAAGUGAAGAUAGUGACCUAUCCCGAGCCAUCUGGGAUACACUUAUUGAACAAAACCUCGCAAACAAUGUUUUUGUCGUGGAACAUUUCACCACAUAUCGAGAGUGCCAAAAUUCAGUAUUCGUCGCCAAUAUCCGACCUUUGGCUUGAUGCAACACGUUCGGACCAAGAGGAUGAUGUCAUAUACUUUCGGGUACAAAAUUUGAAGCCGAAAAGUCUCUAUAGAUUCAGACUCAGCUUAAUCUAUGAGAAAUAUAAAACAGAGUUCUUAUGGCCCUUAGAUUCUAAAUACACAUUCGAAACACUUGGUGAUAGACCAUCCCCACCUGGGAUACCAAUCAUACAAUACUUGAACCCAAAUGAAUACAAAGUGUGGUGGGAAGCAGCAAAAGAAAACGGGGCCCCUAUUGAACUAUAUCGUCUUGAAGGGUUGCUGCUAAAACAUUAUCGCACUAGAAGAAGCACCAACAGAACUGCUUUCUUCUACACCGCUCCUUCGAUUGAGGAAGAAGAACCACAAUGGAAAACUUUUUAUAAUAGCACAAACACUUCGUGGAUAAUAGAUGGCCUAAGUGAAGACUACAAAUACGUGUUCAGAGUUUUUGCCCUGAAUUCAUUUGGAUGGAGUGAUCCAAGCAAAGAAAGUAUCGAAUUCGACUUGAACGAAACGGCUAGGCUUGCUGACAAGCAGUCUGCUAUGACGGUUGUCAUUAUAGCAACUGGAAUAACCAUAAGUUUCAUUUUUGUGGUUAUUAUUGUGCUGGUCUCACUGUUGUGUAGCAGCAAGAAAAAAGAACCUCAAGUCAUUCAUAUCCCAAGAGCUCCAGAUGUAGAACUAGCCACACUUCGAGAAUUACCAAGGCGAGGUGUGCACAACACCAAUGUACUAUAUGUAUCGACUCAGCCUACUCCGGAAGAGAUAAAAUUACUGCCGCAUAUCAAAAGGGAGCAAAUAACCCUUACCAAAUUUCUUGGUAGUGGAGCAUUCGGUGAAGUGUUUGAAGGUAAAGCAAAGGAUAUUCCAGGACAUACGAAAGUUGCUAUCAAGACUUUACGCAAAGGAGCAUCCGAUCAAGAAAAAACAGAGUUCCUACAAGAAGCACAAUUGAUGAGUCAUUUCAAACAUGAACAUAUUUUGGAACUAUUGGGUGUAUGUUUAGAUAAUGACCCGCAUUUUAUCAUCAUGGAACUGAUGCAAGGGGGAGAUUUGCUCACUUAUUUGAGAUCUUCAAGAAAUCCAGUGGCGAAUACUCCAAUGCUCACAUUGAUAGAACUUUUGAAGAUGUGUGUAGAUGUCGCCAGAGGGUGCAAAUACCUAGAGGAGAUGCAUUUUGUGCAUAGAGAUUUAGCUUGCCGAAACUGCUUGGUAUCAUCGACUGAUCCAGAAGUAAGAAUUGUUAAAAUAGGUGAUUUCGGUCUUGCCAGAGAUAUAUACAAGAACGAUUACUAUCGUAAAGAAGGAGAGGGCCUUCUUCCAGUGAGGUGGAUGGCCCCAGAGUCAUUGAUGGAUGGUGUCUUCACAUCACAGUCCGAUGUAUGGGCAUUUGGAGUUUUAUUAUGGGAAAUAAUGACGUUAGGUCAACAGCCAUAUCCCGCAAGAAACAACCUAGAAGUAUUACAUUACGUUAAGAGUGGUGGAAGACUGGGAAAACCAAUCGACUGUCCUAUUGAAUUGCAUUCUCUGAUGCUCCAAUGUUGGCUGUUCACUCCUGAUUCGAGACCAACUUUCAAAUAUUGUUUGGAAGUAUUAGAGAAUCUUCAUCAACAAAACCUAAGGAAUCCAACGACGGGAGCUCACGAAGGCCAAUAUAUAAGUACUGUACCUGAACACAUGAUGUAUGGAGUAACCAACGCAGUGUAUUUUCAAGACAUAAAUCAUAAUACAUCAGAUGCGUCUUGGAAGAGCGAUCAUGAAGAAGACAAGGAGAAAACUCCAUUUCUAACAUCUGCAGAUGAAAAAUCGGUAUUGAAAUCUGCAGAAAGUGUACCAAAAUAUUUGGAACUUUUAUGUGAACCAGUAAGUGUCUUAGAGAAUGAAGGUUACGAAAUACCAAAUCAAAUGAUAAAUACAUUGGAGAAGAAGGAUUCCAAAAAGAUCCUCAAAAAAACUUCAUCAAUUAAUAGUAAUAAGAAAAUUUGAUGAAGCCAAAGAUCACACCAAAUGUGAAUAUUUAAAAUAUUUAAAAUUUUCUAUUGUCUGCAAUGGAUAUGCGAGGUAUAUUAAAAAAUAAUGAUUAUCAACAUUAUCUAGAAUUAAAUAUUCUAGCUUUCGGUAGAUUUCAAUUUUUGCAAUCCCAAACCAAAUUAUAAUCAAAUAAUAGAAAAAUUUCAACAAUAGGUAUACAAACUAGAAUGUGAGAGGGAAUGUAAUUAUUAUAUGUUUCAAAAGAAAUUCAGUUCCUUUUCAAAGUAAUUUGCGCACCUCAAAUUCUCGUUAUUUUUUAAUGAUAGUUAAGAAAGAUAUACGUAUAUAGUUUUCUUAACUCACCCAUUUACAAAAUUUAUAAAAGCAGACAACAUGUAUAAAAAUGUAAAUAGUUAUAAAUCAUCGACUGUGUUAUCUAUAAUUCAAGUUUGAAUGUGAAUUGUUUUAGUUAUGAAUAAAGAUUCGUUGUUUUUUAA
Messenger RNA from Harmonia axyridis, 7861 nucleotides. RefSeq names its product proto-oncogene tyrosine-protein kinase ROS (gene sev). Gene Ontology annotation, molecular function: transmembrane receptor protein tyrosine kinase activity; protein binding; ATP binding. The transcript has 24 exons. Lineage: Eukaryota; Metazoa; Arthropoda; Insecta; Coleoptera; Coccinellidae. Gene Ontology annotation, cellular component: membrane; signaling receptor complex. The record is from RefSeq and is a predicted model, not a curated record. The coding region runs from base 189 to 7379 and encodes 2396 amino acids. Gene Ontology annotation, biological process: cell surface receptor protein tyrosine kinase signaling pathway; protein phosphorylation; multicellular organism development.